Messenger RNA from Camellia sinensis, 2196 nucleotides. It is a transcript of the gene SCPL51, whose product is annotated as serine carboxypeptidase-like 51. Gene Ontology annotation, molecular function: serine-type carboxypeptidase activity. Lineage: Eukaryota; Viridiplantae; Streptophyta; Magnoliopsida; Ericales; Theaceae. The record is from RefSeq and is a predicted model, not a curated record. Gene Ontology annotation, biological process: proteolysis.
ACAGAUAACUGAAGUUUGAUCUGAAAAGUCAAAGUUUGUGAUUUCUUUUUUUCUGUACCACAUUUUUUUGUUGUUGUUAUUUAUGUUGCACACAUAACCAAAUGAGAAACAUCAAAAUUCAGUCACUCACCAUGCACAUAUACUCUAUAUAGCCCUUCCCCAUCAUCUCUGCAAUUACUUUCCAAUCUGUGAGUUGGGUAUUUCUCUCUCUCUCUCUCUCUCUCUCUCUCUCUCUGUUUUUCAACAUGGAAAAGUUCUAUGUUGUUUUUCUUGUUUUCUCUGUUUUCUUCUUUCUUCCAUUCUUUCAUGGUGGAUUAGAAUUAGCCAUGGCUAAAACAACCCAAGAUGGAUCUGAACAGUGGGGUUAUGUUCAAGUCAGACCCAAAGCCCACAUGUUCUGGUGGUAUUACAGGAGUCCAUACAGAGUUGAAGAUCCAGAAAAGCCCUGGCCAAUAAUUCUCUGGUUACAGGGUGGACCAGGUGCUUCAGGGGUUGGAAUUGGGAAUUUUGAAGAGGUUGGACCAUUGGACACUGAUUUGAAGCCUAGGAAUUCAACAUGGCUGAGAGAAGCUGAUCUCUUGUUUGUGGAUAAUCCAGUUGGAACUGGAUUCAGUUUUGUGGAGGAUACAAAGCUGUUUGUGAAAACUGAUGAAGAGGCAGCAACUGAUUUGACUAUGUUGUUGAUGGAGAUCUUCAACAAGAAUGAGUCUCUUCAAAAGAGUCCUCUAUACAUUGUAGCAGAGUCCUAUGGAGGAAAAUUUGCUGCGACUCUUGGAUUGUCUGCUCUAAAGGCUAUUGAAUCUGGAAAAUUGAAGCUUAUUCUUGGAGGAGUUGCAUUGGGAGAUAGUUGGAUCUCACCAGAAGAUUUUGUGUUCUCAUGGGGUCCUCUUCUCAAAGAUGUGUCAAGACUUGACAGCAAUGGUGCCCAGAAAUCAAACAGUUUAGCUCAGCAAAUUAAGCAGCAAAUCGACAAUGGCCAAUUCGAAGACGCCACAAACUCAUGGAGUGCACUUGAGGAUGUGAUUAGCUCCAGCAGUAAUUCUGUCGAUUUCUAUAAUUUUUUGUUGGAUUCGGGGAUGGACCCAGUGUCAUUGACAGCUUCUGAGCUAUCAAUGGGAAUUGCUAUGAAGCGAUACUCGAGAUAUCUUGAUUCCUUGAAGUCUUCUUCUCCUGGUGGUGGUGUUAAUCUUGAUAGCCUCAUGAAUGGAGCCAUCAAAAAGAAGCUAAAGAUUCCAGAAAAUGUGCAAUGGGGAGGACAGUCAGAUCUUGUUUUCACAGCACUUGCUGGUGAUUUUAUGAGGCCAAGGAUCAGUGAGGUUGAUGAACUCUUAGCUAAAGGAGUCAAUGUGACUGUAUACAAUGGGCAACUUGAUGUCAUUUGUGCAACCAAGGGGACUGAAGCAUGGGUUGAGAAGCUAAAGUGGGAAGGUCUCAAAACUUUUUUGAGCAUGGAUAGAACUCCCAUCUACUGUGGAGACGAUAGAGUGACAAGGGGGUUCAUGAAAUCGUACAGAAACUUGCACUUCUACUGGAUUCUUGAAGCCGGCCACUUUGUACCCGUUGAUCAGCCAUGCGUGGCAUUGAACAUGGUAGGUACGAUCACACAAUCACCCAUUUCAUUACUUCCAAGUAAAUGAAAUAUAUAGAUGGAUAGAUUUAAAUCAGACGGAGACUGAGUGAGUGAGUCAACGUGCAAAUAAAUACAGAUUGAUCAGACGCUGCUGCUGUGAUUCAUCACCAUCAUCAGUGAUGGUUGCAAUUUAUUAUGAUAGGAUGUUUCACACCGAAUAAAUGAAGUGUGUUUCAUUAGGUAUCAAUCUAUUUUAUGAAGAAUUAGGAAAGUAUUUCCAAAAAAAAAAAAAAAAAUACAUUCAAAUAAUGGAAAUGAAUUGUUCGGUGUCAAUUGUUUUUUUCUUUUUGAAAAAAAAAAAAAAUUGGUUUUUUCUUUAUCUUGUGUUUAUUAUUAGGGAAAUUCCAAGUGAUGGAAACUAGAAAAGUAAUUACAAAAAUAUAAAGGUGAAAGGAGAUUUGUGCUUUGGUAGUACAAGUGACAAUUUUUGACAUCACUUGCAUCUGUAUAUUUUUUAUGAUUAUUUUUUCUUUUUUCUUUUUACUGAUUUGUAUCCCCAAUUAUGUAUGUGGAAAUGUAAUUUCCCGAAAUUAUGGAAAAUGUCUUUGUGCCUGAGCUUUCCUGUU